UAUGAAAAAGGCACUGCACUCAUCUCAGUUAUGUGAGACACCAAUAAACAUGAGUUGUUUCAGCAUGAAGGAACUGCGUGUUCAACUGCUGGAGUUUUUAUUGUGCAUCUGAAACCAAAACCACAUCAAAGCUGACAUCAUUUCAUGAGCUCAUGAAGGUAUGCUCCUGCAGCAGCAGAAAACACAGGACAAUUCUUUGCUGAUUUCGUCUUUUAAGAGACUUUUGUGACGAUCUUCGGUUUCGUGGAAGCCGCAUGCAGCGACAACAGAUGAGAAAUACUUUGUGCUCUCUUCCUUUCUGAUCGACGAGAUCUGUGGUACUGCAUUCAUGUUUGUCUUGAUAUAACUCCUACUUUAUAAACUAUUUGCAAACAUGGAACAAAGUUUUGCUGAUCUACUAGGUGAUGCAUUUUCAGAAACAACUGUUCCAUCAUUCCCCGAUGGAGAUUUGGAUUUUGAGAGUUUAAAUUUUGAUGAAAAGCUCGAGGAGGACAAAGGGGGCAUCUCUCAUGAAAACUUAGCAACAAAGGAAGACGAGGCCCUGCACCAGGAAGCCACUGAUCAAACUGCACUUUUGUCUCACAUGGAAACUAAAGAUUUAUACAUGGCUGAAAGUGUUGAUAAAGAGGAGUCUGAUGAGGAGGAUUUUCAAGGUGCAGGGGUCAUCAUGAGCAUGGAUAAAAUACUGGAGGAGGAGGAUUACACAAGCUCAGAUGGAGAUUCUGAACAGGAAGGUUCUGUCUCUGGAGAAGAUGAAGAGGAUGAGGAAGAGGAUAUGGGAACAGGAGAGAAACCAGGGGAAUUGUUGAUGUCGGUCCGCUGUGGCGACGAGUUUUGCGAUGAUGAUAAAGAGGACAGGAUCUUUGCUGAGGGACAACCUCUGGCCCCAGAGGGUGCCAAAAACCCUCAAGUUAGAAACGAGGAUCAAGGUGGCAGCGAGAGUGAUGAGGAUGUGUCCUAUUUCGAGAGAGUCCCUGAACGUGGCAGUGAGAUGAUGAUAAAAGGUGACCGGUGUGAGGAUGAGCAAGAGAGGGAAGAAGAAAAGCAAGAGGACUCGUCUGGUUCUGAGCAAGAGGGCAUGAAAAUCGAACAAGAAGAAAAUGUUCUCGCUUUGUGCUUUCAGCAGGACGUUGAUAAUCCCUGCACUGAUGGCCCAGCGAGAGCACAUUUGGAGUUUACAGAAAUCUCAGGGCAAAAUCUACAGGAUCUUGUUGCUGAAGUUGAUAGUGAGGAGUAUGUAGAGAAAAUGGAGGAUUUCUCAGGGGAGGAGCACCAAGAGGCAGGUGAGAGCUUUGCAGAUUAUCCUUCAGACUUUUCAUCAUGUGAAUACCUGGAGGAUGGUGGGAAAAACCAAAACAGCAAUCACCAGUCGAUUGCAACGCAGGACGCCUGCCUGGAAGGAGCUGGGACAGAUAUAACAUGGAUGGAGAGAGCUGAGGACGCUGAGGAGGAGGGAGACGAGUAUCUGUACAGCAUAGAUUUAGAGGUGGAUGUUGGUAAGUUCAGGAGCCCUGAUGUGGCGAGUGGGGGAGAGGGCAGAGGGAAAAUAGAGCUUGUCGAGCAUGUGUUGGGCGAUGCAGCUGUGACACAGUGCGACGAUGGAGGCGAGGUGGGUGAGAGUGAUUCCUACAGCUCCAGUGAUAAUGAGGUCCAAGUGAAGAAUAGUGAUGAGGAACUCUUAGAGAAUACGAAUCCACAAGAUCUAGAAAACAACAAGCAACCGGAGGAGCUUCACGGUGGGAGCAGUGCAGUGUUUUCCAGGUGGAGCACGUCUGACGACUGCAACCGAGAUCCAGCAGAUUUCAACAUAGAUUGGAAUCUAGAUGUGUUAACAAAUGACGUCCUUCUGUCUGAAGACCUGUUAACCACAGAGGACACAGACAAAGCGGAAACACCACCUUCACAUGUGACUCUAACAGAAGACAACAGCUACUCGGUGGUACAGAGAGGGGGCGCAAAGACCAAAGGCACUUCUAACCAGGGAUCCCUGGAUGACAGCUUCUUCUUCAACACCGAACUCGAAGCUUCUGGGAUCUCUGAGCUGGGACAGCUGGGAGACGACGAGUACGAAGGGGAGAGAAACUGGGAACAGGAGCAGGAGAGGAUAAAGGCUUUCUAUGAGUUUUAUGAUGACAGCGACGGCGAGAAUGGAAGAGAAGGGAGGCAGAUAAAAGUUCAGUUUUGUACAGAUCCACUAUCUCAGGUCCUUCACUAUGAAACUGAGAGUGACAGAGAGUCAUUCAGCAGCUCCACUGAUGGGGAGGAUGACCUGAGCGCCGGCGAAACCUCUGAGGUUUCCAUGUGGACACGUACUGAACCAAGGGAGCCCAACGACACCACGCAAAUGAAACCUGCUUGUGAUCCCCCAAAUACUCGGCUACCAGAGAAUUUGCCAGAUUUCAGCAACACACAAAUCUGUACCAGGAAGCACAAAUGUCUCAACAUGCUGAAGCUCACAGUUAAGAUGGGUGUGGCGAUCAUGAUGGGACUGCUGAUGUUCUGGCUGGCCACAGACCAAGCGAGCUGGCUCAGCCAAAUGUUGUUCUUUUAAGGCAAAACCUAAUUGUUUGCCCUUAUAACGUGUUCACGUGCUUCCAGAUGAUGAAAGAAAACUGACAGUAUCAUCUUGUAAAACGCAAUGUAAAAUAUUCCAAACUUGUGUUCUGUUAUCUGUAAUAUGCAAUUUUCGGCUUAAUAAAGAUUUAUCUUUGUUUACAA
Molecule: messenger RNA, 2718 nt
Organism: Chelmon rostratus (copperband butterflyfish)
Lineage: Eukaryota; Metazoa; Chordata; Actinopteri; Chaetodontiformes; Chaetodontidae
Gene: dnase1l1l
Product: deoxyribonuclease I-like 1-like
Exons: 7
Coding region: 374-2551 (725 amino acids)
Biological process (GO): DNA catabolic process
Cellular component (GO): nucleus
Molecular function (GO): DNA nuclease activity
Source: RefSeq, a predicted model, not a curated record